Paramecium tetraurelia is the source of this 1497-nucleotide messenger RNA. RefSeq lists its product as uncharacterized. NCBI's taxonomy places the organism in Eukaryota, Ciliophora, Oligohymenophorea, Peniculida, Parameciidae. The record is from RefSeq and is a predicted model, not a curated record. The transcript is spliced from 2 exons.
AUGAAAUCAUCUCUUGUAACGGAGAACGGACGCAGAACCAAAACCACUCCUGAUCAAAGCUCUCUGAUUAGUUACUCAUCCCGCAAGUCUUGUCUCUCCAGCGAACGCAAAACCCAAGUCAAAGCUACAUGCAAAGUAUUGUGUGAGAUGAGAGAGGAUCAGUCAAGCAAUCUAGCAGUCAAGUUUACACAACUUCAAAUCGUUUUAGCCACUCAAUCUAUUAUACAAGUAAUCUCCAAAUUCCGGUCCGCUAAAUUGUAGACAUACUUCUGGAUUCUUCUAUAAGAUCGCAGAAUCAUACACCCAUCCGCAUAAAAUCAUUCUAUUGAAUCGAUUCCCUUGCCUCAAGUCGUUGAUGAUUGGUCUUACCUAUAGUUUCAGCAUAAAACCAAAUUAAAAUAGCGUCAUCACAAUCAAAGCUCCUCUCCCUGGAUACUGAUGAAAGUCCUAAAUAAAAUCAAGUAAAAACAAUAGAGGUCUUUCUUUCAACUCAUUAACCAAAACGCCAAAAUAUGUCAAGGAACUCUACUACUUCGAAAAUUCAUCAAAAAACAUCAUAAUCUAUAAAAAUGCAGCUCUCUUCUUUGCAUCGUAUAAUUUGCAUAGAAUUAUCAAAAUUCUGAUUCAUUAGAUUGUAGUAAGCAAGAUUCCGAUUCCAUGUAAUUAUAACAACAAUAACAAAAAGAUAGCAAUAUUGAAGAGAUAUCAAUUAAGGAAUAAUUGGCUAUUAAAUUUGCAAGUACAACAAUUUUGGCAUCAAUGCUAAACUCAAAACACAUUAAUUUAAAUUUUUAUUUCUUUUUAAAUUUCUUAAGAUGCUAAUAAAACAAAUCCUAAUUCAUUAGAGAUGUAAAUUUAUAUUAAGGGAUUGAAGUAAGUCAAGUUAAUUAUGAUCAAUCAUCUUUAUAAGAAAACUAAUAAGUUAUAGCAGCUUAAAAUCUGCAUUCGUUCCUGUUUAUCAAAUUAUAAAAUUAUUUCUAAGCAAUCAAAAUUUUUCAUUUGAAAAAUGAUUAUUAGAUAGCUGAGACUAUGAACACCAUGAUUAUCAACAAAAAUUGUGAUCUAUCUAAUUCAUUUGAAGAUCUAAACACUCAGAGAAUAUUAGUCACUAAUCUGUAAGAGGAGGAAAUUGAGCAAUCGUAAGUAAAAAAUAGUACAGAACAAAAGAAGAUCUCUUCCUUACAGAACAUAACAGAGAUUGAAGAAUCUACCAAGUCUACUAAGGCAGUAAAAGUGGAGGAUUAACACUUAUAACUAAGUAUGAAUACUAAAAAGAAGAAGACGAAAAAUAAUAAAAUCAAGAACGCAAUCAAAUAGUAUUGCAGUAUCCAGUCAUAAUCGUAAAGACGACUGAGCAAUGAGAGCAUGGCUAAGACUGAGAGUUUUGGAUUAAUCCAUAAUUAGGAAGCGAAGAAAUCAAAGAAUGCUGCUACACUUUAUACUGCCUAUAUAUCAAUUGUUGUGAUUAUAAUAGUAUUUAUUUUGUUUUUGAAAUGA